Molecule: messenger RNA, 7057 nt
Organism: Esox lucius (northern pike)
Lineage: Eukaryota; Metazoa; Chordata; Actinopteri; Esociformes; Esocidae
Gene: ltn1
Product: listerin E3 ubiquitin protein ligase 1
Exons: 34
Coding region: 105-5468 (1787 amino acids)
Biological process (GO): rescue of stalled cytosolic ribosome; ribosome-associated ubiquitin-dependent protein catabolic process
Cellular component (GO): cytosol; RQC complex
Molecular function (GO): ubiquitin protein ligase activity; ribosomal large subunit binding; zinc ion binding
Source: RefSeq, a predicted model, not a curated record
UGUUGCUCACAAGACGCUGAUCGUUGAUCCCACACUUUCAGACUUUUGCUGGUUAGCUAGCAAAUGCAUUUAAGUAAGCUAACUUAAGCAUUAAAACACAAAACAUGGGAAAGAAUAAGCAACGAACGAAAGGAAACGUUCGGCCCUCCAGUAGCGGGCGGGCUGCCGAGCUGCUGGCCCGGGAGAGUGGUGCUGUUCCCGGGUUCGUGGGGUUCGGUAACAUGGCGACAACGGAGCUUGGCUACGUACCGGCUGUUCACGGGGCCGAGGAGAUUGACAACCUGGUUGAUGCUGACUUCCGUCUAGUGUUGAGGAAGCUAUCCAAGAGAGACACCGUCACAAAACUCAAGGCAGCACAGGAGUUUGGCGCUAUGUGUCAGCAGCGAGACUCAGACGUGGUCAAAGGAGUUCUGCCAUAUUGGCCCAGAAUCUACUGUAAGAUGUCAGUGGACCAUGACCGGCGUGUGAGAGAGGCUACACAGCAGGCAUUUGAACAGCUGGUCCUUAAGGUGCGUCGCAGCUUGGCCCCGUACCUGAAGAGCCUGAUGGGCCACUGGCUUCUCUCUCAGUGUGACACCUAUGCCCCCGCUUCCUCCGCCGCCUGCCAGGCCUUCAGCGCUGCCUUCCCCCCCAGCAAGCAGGCUGAGGCCCUCAGCUUCUGUAAGGACGAGGUCCUCACUGUUCUUCAAGACAACUUACUGAAGGAAACUGCUGACACUCUGAGUGACCCACAGAGUGUUCCAGAGGAGGAGAGAGAGGCAAAGUUUUUACGCCUGCUGACCAGCUCUUUACUUGGGGUGAAAAGACUCAUAUCCUCACUGCCUCAGACAGAAACACACAGCCUGCAGGAUCGCCUGACACACCUCCUAAGCCAGGCCAAGUUCUGGAAGUACAGCAAACACCAGACUCCCCAGGUCCGCGGGGCGUUCUUUGAGCUGAUGUCGUCUCUGUGUGAGCACAGCCCCGUGGUGGUGCAGGCGGAGGCUGCCAGGGUCUGCCCCACUGUCCUCCUGGCUCUGGAUGACACCGACCCCAUGGUGUUGCCUCCUCUGUGGGAGGCCGUCCUACACACACUCUCCACCGUCACCGACUGCUGGAGUCACGUCAACGCGAAGAAGGGUGUUCUUCCCAAACUGUGGUCCCUGUUAAGGGAUGGCGGUAAAGGCAUGGCUACAUCCCUUCACCCAAACCUGCUGCCCUUCAUCAGCAAACUGCCCUCGGAGGUCACCGCCCCUGACCUGGACUUCUACACAACCUUCUACAGCUCUCUCAUACAGGGCCUGUCCCGGGAGCGAGCCAUAUCCAGCCCAUCAGAGAGUUCGGCCAUAGUGGUGUCGUCUGUGGAGUGUCUGAGAUACACUCUGUUACAGAACACUGGGGAAGAGGAGGAACACAGACUGAUCCGGACCAUGAUCAUACAACAACAGCUCCUCCCCCUCAUUGACAGUGCCCUGGGAAACUCCUCCCUCCAAGCCGGUCCCCUCUUUCCAUUGGUUACUGAAAUGCUCUUGUCCUGGGAGAAGAGGGCUGGACUUCAGAAUUUGGGCGGGCUUAGUGAGGGUGAGAAUGAGGUGGUCUUUGAUAGGCUGCUCUCUGAUUUCUGGGAGGGUCUUAGGGUUAUGCUGGCCCGUCAUGUGAGCAAUGAAGAACUGGAGCUAAACGAGCUGGAAGGAAUGGCCUCCCUGCUACAGGUUAUGCAGAGCCCAGACAGUGUGUGCAGAAAAGAGACCAAGAUGAAGAAGAGAUCUGUGAAGAUUUGUUUCUCUGAACCAGAGAGCUCUGUCUCUCCAGAGGAGGUGGCGGUAACCCUGAAACACCCCCAGCCAGAACCCCCAGAACUGGGCCAGGGGUCUACAGAGGGAGUCCUGAGGAGCUGGCACCUGGAGGAGAUUGUGUGUCAACAAGCCCAGAUCAGCUACUCAUACGUGGAUGAGAAGAACUCUGAGAGACAUCUGGUCUACCUUUCGCUCCUCCUCCAAACCUUCCACACGCCCAGAGUCUUCACUAGGCUUUUAGCCACAUCAGAAGAGGAGAAAUUGAAAGCAAAGGAUGACCAGAAGGAGGUGGAGGGGGUCUUUCCCACUAACCCAGCCGUCCACUUCCUCCUGGAGCAUGUGGUGUUGUGGCUGAGUCAGGAGGACAGGAUGGAGACCAGCUACCUGGUGGAGAUGGUGUUUAGUUGUCUACGGUGCUGCGGUCGCCAGGAGACCACCCGCAUCCUCAAUCACAUCACCACGAUGGAUCUGAAAUGGGCCGUCCUUCUCCAGAUCAUACACAAGGCGUGUGCAGACGCAGCUUCUCUCCAGGCCUGCAGUGAUUGGUUGAAGGGCUCUGUGUUGGGUGAGCGGCUGCUGGGUUUGGCCGAGGAGCUGUGCGAGGCGGGACUAAAGGGUUCCGGCACCGCCCCCGACAAAGACAGCUGGGCUCUGAUCAGCCUAGCGCUGUCGCAGUAUCACAACAACGAACCUCUGAUCGGUGCUGUGUAUGUGGAGAAGAUGAUCGAGAAGCUCCAUGGCACCCUCUCAGCAGCUAAAGGUCUGUCAGAGGAGGGUGAUUUGGAACCUCUGGUCUGCUUCAUCUGUGAUGUGGCCUCUACAUUCUUCUCCUCUGUGACACACUGCCUCCUGCUGCCCUCUGCUGAGGAACUGCUGCUCACGGUCUUCACUCUGACCGCACAGGACCGCACACUCACACACAUGUCAGACUCCCUGCUGAGGAAGCUCAGUCAUGCCUGUCAGGCUGGUAUCCUGUCAUUGGUCCAUCACUCUGCGUCAGAGGUUAAGGAAGGCAGCUUCCUUUACAGUGCUGCAUUCUGGGUUAAAGCCCAGCUGCUAACCUCGUCUCUUGGACCCAACGGUCUGCAGGUGUUGGUCGUGGCGGUCCAGAGUCUGGCUGACACGCUGCGAUCUGUUGGUCAGCGAGGCUUCUCCCUCCUCUCGCAGUUCCUUUCCUUCCUGACUCCAAGCCAAUCAGAGUGGAUAACCAUCCGACGAGCCCUGCCCCCUCAGUGGGUGCGGGCUCCCCUACUGUCAGGUCGACUGAGCGUCUGUGAACAACCCGUCAUGGAAGUGUGGAAGCUCCGGGGCUCCUCCAGGCUGCCAGCCCACCUGUCGGUCUGCACCCUGCUGGCUAGACUUCUCUACACCCCCAGGGCUGGUCCUGGGGCCGGUGCUGGGGAUGCAGUGACUUCAGAUGACCAGCAGGGGGCAGCAGAGUGUUCACAGAUGACUGACGUGAAGGACUUCAAACACACAGUGUGUGAGCUGCUGUAUGCGCAGCAGUGGUGUGUGGAGAUGGACAGUAGCCUGGGCCUAGUAGCAGAAUACCACACCAUGCUGAAGGAAUGGGUUCCGAUGGACACAGUACAUCACCUGGGACCAGCCAGUGAAGUACUGACCACACUUUACACCAGGUCUAUAGAGGAGGGAGGCCUGUGGUCCCUGACACUAGGGAGCUACAUCCACAACCACAACCUGGCACAAUGCCCUGGCACAGUCCAGUCACUCUGUGGCAGCCCUGACAGUCUGUUCCCCCUGUCAGAGAGCAGACUGAGUACUCUCCAGGUGUUGUGUCCGUGUCUCACCCCUGAGGAAAGAGAGCGCCUCAUCGCCCUGGCCACCGCCGGCAUACUCAACUGGCAAGAGGACAACAGUGUGUCAGGGUGUGUAUCAGUGCUGCUGUGUUGUCUAGAAGUGGGCAGCCCGGUUGAUGAGGAGCUGCUACAUGCCGUACUGGCCACCAUGAUGGAAUGGAGGAACAGCAAAGAGGACUGGUUCCUGUUCAGCAGUGAUCUGUCCAAGACCUCCACCACACAGCUUUCGCUCAGUGUAGAAAUGAUGCGUUUCCUGUCCUGGCUGGUGACUCACUCGUCCAAAAUAAUCACAGGCAGCCAUUGGGAUUUCUUGCUUUGCUCAAUGCUAGCCUGGCUAGAGACUGCCAGCGAUAACGUGGAGUGUCUGUGGAACCCGUGGGUUCAGCUGUUCGUGUGCGAGUGCUGUGAGCUGAUCGUUCGGCUGAACCAGUUCUUCACAGCGCCCCCACCUGGUGUGGCUGACCUGAUGCCUUCGGAGCUGACGGCAGAGUGGAAUGACUUUUUCGUAGAGGGGAUAUACAGCUUGAUGCUGCCACUGCCAGGCAGAAUCACUGAGGCCUUCGCUGAGCCAGACGAUCCCCUAUUCCCAUUGGCUGUCCUGCGGUCUGUGGGAGUGGCCUUGACCUAUGUGCCUCUACAUCAUCUUAGCCAUAAUUCUCUCCCUGUGCGGUUUGUGGCGGACCAAAAGACAAACCUACCUGAGAAACUUCAAACCCUGCUAAAUACUCUAAGUCCUUUACUGCUGUUUAAAGCCCGACCACUGCAACUCACUGUCUACCACAUACUGGACAAGGUAAUGCCUACUCUACCAGAGUGUGAUGGAGAAGGAGACAACACCAAGUCAGAUGAUGACAGGGAAGAACCAUGUCUGUCUCCUCCGGCAGCCCUGAUGUCUGUCCUCUCCACGUGUGAGGAGCUGUGUGAGACUAUCCUGUCAGGCCUGUGUGUCGGGGAGUUUGCUGUAGUGGUUCCUCUCUCCGUGGAGUACUCCUGUAUUCUCGCGUACCUGCUGGCUUGGAAACUCCUGCUGUCAUUCUUCAGGGCUGCCCCCUCACACCUGCGUGUCCAGUACUCCCUCUACUUGAAGAAGAACAAGACGCUGCACAAGCUCCUCCUCCACCUAUUCAGACUGAUGCCUGAAAACCCCACCUACCCCGGGCAGGGGGCGGAGUCUGCUGCCAAGGAGACCAAGACCUUCUUCACCGAGAGCCUGUCUCUGGACAUUGACAAGCGCUGUGGUAUUGAGCAUGAGCUCCACCACCUGGCCUGCUCUGUGUACUACAGUACCGUGCAGGACCUGCCCGCCAUGGUGAGGCUCUGGUGGACCAGCCAGGAGAAGAGGGUCAGCCACGCGGUGGACAAGUUCACCGGACGCUACGUCUCCUCUGUGCUUUCCGCCCAGGAGAUCUGCUCUGUUCACGCCAGCACUCAGACCUUCGACAGCAUGACCGUGAAGGCACGGUCGGCAGCGCGGGAGGUGAUAGCCACGUACUCAGUGGAUGACAUCUUCAUAGAGCUGGUCAUCCAGUUACCUCAGAACUACCCUCUGGGCUCCAUCGUGGUGGAGAGCGGCCGGAGGGUGGGAGUGGCCGUCCAGCAGUGGAGGAACUGGAUGCUGCAACUGAGUACAUACCUCACACAUCAGAACGGCAGUAUCAUGGAGGGCUUGGCUCUGUGGAAGACCAACGUUGACAAGCGGUUUGAAGGGGUGGAGGACUGCACCAUCUGUUUCUCUGUCAUCCACGGAUCCAACUACUCUCUGCCCAAGAAGGCCUGCCGCACCUGCAAGAAGAAGUUCCACUCUGCCUGUCUGUAUAAAUGGUUCACCUCCAGUAACAAGUCCACCUGCCCUCUGUGUAGAGAGACUUUCUUCUAACCGCCGUUUCCAUGGACGCACAGACGCUCCUCUGAUACCAUGGACACGCAGAGGCUGUUGUAUAUUUGUACAUAUCGGUGACCUUCGGUCGGCUUGUUGAGCCCAUCAGAACUGAAGUUCAAGAUGAGGGUCAAGUGAGAGUGGUCUGAAGUCACGCCACAGUGACACAGCGUCCCGAAUAGCCAGGAUUGGUCGGCCCGGGUGGGUACAUCAGCGGAGUAGAACACGUUAUGUGGAAAGUCCGGUUUGAUUGACGGAAAGCCUUAAUUGGAAGGACAAUUGAAGUGGGACAAUUGAAGUGGGACAAUUGAAGUGGGACAAUUGAAGUGGGCUACCAAUUUGGGAUUUAGGAACUCAACAUAUCUGCACAUUGUUUUGUUAGCAUAAUUUAAUGGAAAAUGUAAAGGAUUUUAUCUUAUACUUUCUAUCGAGUUUCAGACAUUUAAAGAGUGGCCUUUUUAAAAAAUCUUUUGGUCCAUAAUAAUUUCCAAUCCCAACUAUUUAUAUAAAUGAAUUGAAACAUCUGGCAACUUGACUGAUUGGCUCACUGCUCUUAGCUUUGCCGACCCCAGGGGUAUUCAGUCUGAUUAACACAGCGUUGAUUAUUUUAGAUAAACAGUGGUUUUAAAAAAGCUGUUCCAACAAUCUCUUCAGGGACCACACGCUCAUCCACAGAUGUUUUAUUCAAACACCCGACCACACGCUUGAGGGAUGAGUUAAACGAAAUGGACUCAACUCAUCCAUCAAGCCCUUGUUCACUUGAAUCAAGUCUGUUUGUGAUGUAAUCAAACAAAUAUGUAUUGAUGGAUGGAGUAGUUGAACUGUAGAACAUCUGGAGGUCCCUGAGCAGAUGCUUGGAUAAAGCUGGGCUGGGGCUUCAAGCCGGUCAUAGAUUUGUUGGUUAGACAAGCCUGACAGAGUGACAAGGAGUUGGCAUAUUGGCUCAAACAGCGUGGAUGCUCCCUAGCCAGCUGAUGUGGUUUUCCAUGUUUGAGACAGUGUACGGUUUGAAAUACAAUGGGAUUAGGAUGCUUUGAGACAGGGGGUUCAAACUCAAAUCCUGGAGGUCUGUUCUCCCCUCAGUGGGUGGUCUCUGUUCAGACACAAGCUCCCUCGCCUGACUGUGUCGGUCCUUGACGUGGUCAGACAGACGGGGGGAACGUAUCCUCGGUGGGAGCCGCGUGUUGGCCGACAGCAGACGUCUCGUGUCCAUGUCCUGAAAAUGCCAAUCCGCUUUCACUGACAAAACCUAGGAAUUGGUUCACCUUUUGCCAGGCUUGACGGACACGCUGGCCAAUUAGAGUGCUCUGCACGUGACCACUGACCAAAAAAAUUCAUCCUUACUAAUUUGGUUCCCAUCCUCAAUUGCUCAGCCUUGCCUUAAUUGGAGACGAGCUGACAAAGCAGACACAAGGGCCUCCAGGAGUUGCGUUUGACAGCUUUGGAGGGAAGUGUCGAGCGUCUGCCAACGCCAGCACUUCUACCUGCCUCCUCUCUGCCGCUGUCCCGUGUAAUAGGAAAGAGUUUAGGAUGCUGUUGAAAUUAUUCUGUAUAAUAAAUCAAGUCUUAUGAGGAUGGAUAUAACCAUA